UUAUAGACGAAGGGAGGUGUUUUUUUUUUUAGAAACAAUCCGAUGGAAAAAUCCAAAAAUUUCCGGAUCGAUGCUCUCCUAGCAGUCGACCCUCCCAAAGCCGCCGCCGCCGCCUCCGCGCAGACCUCACCGCUGGCCUUGGUCACCUCCCUCGCCAACACAUCUGGCCACAGCAGCAGCAGCAGUAACAGCAGCAGCUGCAGCCCCCCGUCCUCCUCCGAGCGCCACAGCGGCGGCUCCUCGGACUGCCUGCGGACCGAGAGCCCUUCGCCGCCGCGGAUCCUCGCCGCGCACUGCGGGCUGGUGCCCAAGCCCGGCUUCCUGACCAGCACCAGCAGCGCCAGCAGCCAUCACCACCACCACCACUCCGCCGGGGGCAUGGCCCUGGGACUGCACCAGGGGGGAGCGGGCAUCCCCACCCAGGCCGCCCUCUACGGGCACCCCAUGUACAGCUAUUCGGCAGCCGCUCUGGCCGGGCAGCACCCCGCUUUGUCUUACUCCUACUCCCAGGUGCAAGGGGCUCACCCUUCUCACCCUGCCGCAGACCCCAUCAAACUCAGUGCCGGGACUUUUCAGCUGGAUCAGUGGUUACGAGCAUCCACAGCGGGCAUGAUCCUCCCGAAAAUGCCGGACUUUAACUCCCAGGCGCAGUCCAACCUGCUGGGGAAGUGCCGGCGGCCCCGCACCGCCUUCACCAGCCAGCAGCUGCUGGAGCUGGAGCAUCAGUUCAAACUGAACAAAUACCUCUCCAGGCCCAAACGCUUCGAGGUGGCCACGUCCCUCAUGCUCACGGAGACCCAGGUGAAAAUCUGGUUCCAGAACCGGCGCAUGAAGUGGAAGCGGAGUAAAAAGGCCAAGGAGCAGGCGGCGCAGGAGGCAGAGAAGCAGAAGAGCGGGCUGGGCGGGGAGGACAAGGCGGACGAGGAGCUGCUGCUGCCGGCCCCGGAGAAGAGCAGCGGCCGCCGGCUGCGGGAGCUCAGGGACAGCGACCCCGAGGAGGAGGAAGCCGGACACUGCUGCCCCUACAACUCCUCCGACUGCUCCGAGGGUGACGAGGAGGAGACACAGCCCCGCAGCAGGCACGCCUCCCCGCUGCAGCCGCCCCCCGGCCAGCCCCAGUGAGCCAGCAGGCGGGCUCCCCUCAUUCCUGCUGCUGCUAUCCGGUCCCAGACCUUUUAGCCCUACACCAGCCUGCCCACCCCAGCCACCCCAGACAGAUCCCUCUGCCCACCCCAGCCACCAGACUCCUCUGCCCACCCCUACCCCAGCCACCUCCAGACAGACCCCUCUGCCCACCCCAACCACCUCCAGACAAACCCUUCUGUCCACCCCCACCCAACACCUCCAGACAGACCCCUCUGCCCAUCCCUACCCCAGCCACCUUCCAGACAGACCCCUCUGCUCACCCCCACCCCAGCCACCUCCAGACAGACCCCUCUACCUCAGACACCUCCUGACAGCGCCCUCUGCCCACCCCUGCCCCAGCCACCUCCAGACAAACACACACUCCUCUGCCCAGCCCCCCAAACACCUCACACACCUCUACCCGCCCCAUCCUACCCUUCCCCAGACUGCUCACCUUUCCUCUCGACUCCUCCUCCCCACUUUUCUCCACCAUCCCCUACUCCCCUCCUAGUGACACACAUCUGCCCACUGCCCCAUGCCACCAUCAACAACACCUAUUCCUCUGCCCCGACCCUACACAUCUGCUUUUCCUCCAUCUCUGCAGCCUUUGGUGUCAGUGAAAUGAGUCCCAAAUGCAGCCAUCUUCCUGCACUGGAGGAGGAACAGCUAAUCUUAUACCAGUACCUUUUAUUUCUACAUGGGAAGUAUUCGGUCUUCAGCUGCGCACAAGCCCAGAUCCAUCAUUGCUCUUUGGUGUCAGCAUUUCAGCUGUCAUGUAACAAACAAACAAACAAACAGAGAAACCAAGCAGGUAAUAUUAGAGGUGAGCAGCUUUUGGUAAGGUUUGGAUUUUUUUUUUUGAGGUACAUUGACAAAAGGAUUCUUCUUCCUACACAUGGUAGAGAAGAUUUAUAGUUCACCACAGUGUUAAGAGACAUUUUAAAAACUUGAACCUUACCCAUGGAAACCUUAUUCUUUUGCUGAGUAUUGGAAAUGUUUUGUGCUUAUUAUAUAUCUGGAAACCUGUUUGCCAUGAACGUUAAAACUGCUGGAAAUCUCAAGACUGGACUGUCUUUAUUUUUGUAUAUUGUAUUUAUAAAAAGGGGCACCUCUACUUAUGCAUGCUAAAUUAUUAUUCAGCUUCUCCAUCGGCCAUGAUGGUAUGUAAAAUAAACAUUUUGUACUUGA
This is a messenger RNA of Chelonia mydas (Green sea turtle), 2313 nucleotides long. It is a transcript of the gene MNX1, whose product is annotated as motor neuron and pancreas homeobox 1. Gene Ontology annotation, cellular component: nucleus. The transcript is spliced from 3 exons. The coding region runs from base 43 to 1122 and encodes 359 amino acids. NCBI's taxonomy places the organism in Eukaryota, Metazoa, Chordata, Testudines, Cheloniidae. Gene Ontology annotation, molecular function: sequence-specific double-stranded DNA binding; DNA-binding transcription factor activity, RNA polymerase II-specific. The record is from RefSeq and is a predicted model, not a curated record. Gene Ontology annotation, biological process: regulation of DNA-templated transcription; endocrine pancreas development; central nervous system development.